Arabis nemorensis is the source of this 1242-nucleotide messenger RNA. The record is from the annotation of a GenBank genome assembly. Lineage: Eukaryota; Viridiplantae; Streptophyta; Magnoliopsida; Brassicales; Brassicaceae.
AUGAGGGGAUUGUUUCGGGUGAAUUUGUUGAGUAAUCUGAUUCGAUCUUACUCGAGAGUCACGAAUCCAAUCGAUCGUACCACACGAUCGUUACUCUCGUCGAAGAUGGUUCGUCUUUACACAACCGAAAUGGAACCACAGUUGUCUCCAGAUCUUAUUAAGAUAAUGGAUCAGAGAUUAUCAGCUAUAGAACAUCGAAAUGCUGUUCUUCAGAGGCUUAUAAAUCAGCCUGAGUAUUCACAAGAAGAGUUUUCAAGAGCUAAUAAGGAACUUCGGAAACUGAGAGAGUCGAUGGAACUGAUCAAUGAUUUGAGGGCAAUACAAAAGGAGAUUGAUGGGCUGAAAUCUCUCGUGUCUGAAAGCUCGGAUGAUAAGGACAUGCUUGAUAUGGCGGUAAGUGAAUUAGGUGAGGCGGUGGAAGAAGAAAAAAGACUGCAGACUUUGCUGCUUAAGUCUUUGCUUCCUAAAGAUGAAGCUGAUGAGAGGGAUUGCAUUUUGGAGGUGAGAGCAGGUACUGGUGGAGAAGAGGCUUCUUUGUUUGCCAUGGACAUAUUCAGAAUGUACGAAAGGUAUUCACAGAAGAAAGGUUGGAAGUUUGAAAUUGUAGACAUCACCGAGUCAGAUAUGAAAGGAUAUAAAGAAGCCAGUGCUGCGAUUUGUGGAGCCAAUGUUUACGGAAAACUUAAGUUCGAGAGUGGAAUUCACAGGGUUCAGCGUAUUCCUGUCACAGAGAAAUCUGGUCGAAUUCACACCAGCGCUGUAUCUGUUGCCAUCCUUCCCCAGGCUGAUGAGGUAGAUGUUCAGCUAAGAAAUGAAGAUUUGAGGAUCGAUACAUACAGAUCAGGUGGCUGCGGUGGUCAACAUGCCAACACAACAAACAGUGCAGUCCGAAUAAUCCAUCAUCCAACGGGGAUAAUGGUCUCGAUCCAAGACGAAAGAUCACAACAUAUGAACAAAGCCAAAGCACUUAAAGUACUCUGUUCUAAGCUCUAUGAAAUCGAAAGGUUGAGAAUACAAAACACCCGAUCAAAGUUACGGUCAGAUCAGAUUGGCAGCGGAGAUCGAUCCGGACGAAUCCGUACAUACAAUUUUCCACAAGGGCGAGUCACGGAUCACCGUGUGGGAAUCACUCACCAUGCCAUUGAAGAGAUGAUGCAGGGAGAGAAUCUAGACUCCUUCAUCGACGCCCUUCUCUUACGCCAAGAAAUGGACGCCAUUGCUUCUUUCAGCUCCACUUCAUGA